This is a messenger RNA of Panicum virgatum (switchgrass), 692 nucleotides long. Its product is annotated as zinc finger protein ZAT12-like. The transcript has a single exon. NCBI's taxonomy places the organism in Eukaryota, Viridiplantae, Streptophyta, Magnoliopsida, Poales, Poaceae. Bases 68 to 547 code for a protein of 159 amino acids. The record is from RefSeq and is a predicted model, not a curated record.
CCAUCGUCAUCGACAGACACUACUCCAUCAAUCACAGCCAGCACCUAGCUGCUAGCGUCAUCCAUCCAUGGACAUGGAGCGUCGUCGAGAUGACCUCCGUUUCAUAGAAGAAGACAACGACGGCCACCGAGCGGCGGCGGCAAGCUUCCACCACGACGUCUUCCUCUCCCUAUCCUGCGGCUCCUCCUCCUCCGGGGAAGCAGCAGGCAGCACGCCACCACGAACACGCCGUCGCUGGCGGCGGCGAGGGCAGGCGUUCGCUUGCACGACGUGCGGGCGGCAGUUCGCAACGUUCCAGGCGCUGGGCGGCCACCGGACCAGCCACCUCCGGCGACCCACGGCGAAGCCGAAGCGAGUGGUGGCGCACGCGUGUGGCACGUGUGGGCUGGGCUUCGCGACGGGCCAGGCCCUUGGUGGCCACAUGAGGAGGCACCGAUGGGCUGCUGGUCCGGCUAUGGGUCCUGGUGAUUUGGACCUCACCCAGGUCAUCGUGCUCAAGGAAAGGCCCAGUUCAACCUCCUUGCAGCUACUCGAUCUGUUCGUGUAGAUCAAGCAAAAAAAGAAUAAUCCUGUAUAUAUUAUAUACCUACUAGUAGGUUUUCAGUCUAAAAUAAAAUGUUCACAGUUGUGACAAAUAAUGUGUGUAUACUAUAUAUAGCAGCCGUAUGAAUAUAUUUUUCAUUAUAAUUUGA